AUGACAUCCUCAACCACCGCCUCACAAACAGAGCUCAAGGACGCAAAGGUUCCCCUUGCCUGGCGGGAUCAAUGCUCUGCCCUUCUCCUGCCGCUCAACGUGUGCCGGAAAGAGAAGUAUUAUCUUCCUUGGGAGUGCGAGAAUGAACGUCAUGCGUAUGAAAAGUGCCAGUAUGACGAUUACGUUCGCCGGAUGAAGCAGCUGUCGAAACAAAAGGCAGCUUCCCUGGAGGCUGAGGAGUGA
Fibroporia radiculosa is the source of this 243-nucleotide messenger RNA. RefSeq lists its product as uncharacterized. The transcript is spliced from 4 exons. The coding region runs from base 1 to 243 and encodes 80 amino acids. Lineage: Eukaryota; Fungi; Basidiomycota; Agaricomycetes; Polyporales; Fibroporiaceae. Gene Ontology annotation, cellular component: mitochondrion. The record is from RefSeq and is a predicted model, not a curated record.